This is a messenger RNA of Galendromus occidentalis (western predatory mite), 595 nucleotides long. RefSeq lists its product as uncharacterized. Gene Ontology annotation, cellular component: membrane. Gene Ontology annotation, biological process: cell adhesion; tissue regeneration. The record is from RefSeq and is a predicted model, not a curated record. Lineage: Eukaryota; Metazoa; Arthropoda; Arachnida; Mesostigmata; Phytoseiidae. The annotation marks the transcript as partial. The transcript has 4 exons.
CCCUUGCAUUUCGAGCAGUCAAGAGCUCUGGAGCGCCAUGGGCUCAACGAUGCCCCAGCAAAUCAGUGACCAGCAUUUCGCCGGGGAUAGGAUCGGUCGGCGUGCUUUAUCCGACGCUUUCGACGAGUCCGGACUCAGAUAUAAGAAGAAAGUGGAGGGAAUCUCACCGGAGCAGCGCGCCAAAAAUGAGUAUGACGAAAUGUCUUUGACCUCGAGACGAAUGAUGAUCGCCGGCGGCUUCCUCGAUAUCGCUCUGUUCACAACAAAUUGCGAGCAGCUCAAAUUUGCGAUUGACAGCAAAGAGCUCUCGAACAUCGGUAGAUACCAAUUCGUAAUCGUCAUGCUCGCCGUCUCUUUGACACUCCAGGGCAUUAUGGCUAUCCUAUUCUUCGCCAGCGGUUUCUUUAGCGAGAUCAAAGAGAGUUCUCGGAAACGGCGGCGGAUCAUCAAUCAUGUGAUUCUGAUAAUGGUCGCUCUCGUGACGCUGGUCAAUAUUGUGAUCACAACAUUCUCCAACAAAGCAGAGAUCGCGAAGUUCUGCAUGAGCAUGAAGCAAAUAGCUGACAAUAUCCACGGCGAUGACGUCCCAUUCGAC